Messenger RNA from Rhizopus microsporus ATCC 52813, 411 nucleotides. RefSeq lists its product as uncharacterized. Lineage: Eukaryota; Fungi; Mucoromycota; Mucoromycetes; Mucorales; Rhizopodaceae. The transcript has a single exon. The record is from RefSeq and is a predicted model, not a curated record. The coding region runs from base 77 to 352 and encodes 91 amino acids.
AUCAAAUAAUAUAAAUAAGCCUUGCUUUUCUCUGUAAAUCCAUAUUCUUUUUUCUUUUUCUUUUUAAUUUAUUCUCAUGUAUAAAAUCGUAUUUAAACUUUUGAUCCUCUCUUAUUUGGUCGCGCUUGUCUAUGCUAGCUGUGGUAUCACGUUUGAAUCCGACGAUGGACACCAUAAGUGCUAUGGUAAAAGUACAGAAGACUGCAAACGGGUAGCACAUCACGUUAAGGACAAGAAAAUGUGCAAGUCUUAUGAACAACACAGCGCUCGCGGAUUUAGAGCCAAGGACUGCCACGAUUCCAAGGAAUUAAAGCACAUCUGUCAAGAACAUGGUUGUGAAUAUGAACAUUAAUUCAUUCACAUUUUAAAGCUUUUUUUUAAUAAAGUAAUUUCCAUUCUCUCUACUCACAC